Siniperca chuatsi (mandarin fish) is the source of this 1965-nucleotide messenger RNA. Its product is annotated as golgin subfamily A member 6-like protein 7. Bases 26 to 802 code for a protein of 258 amino acids. NCBI's taxonomy places the organism in Eukaryota, Metazoa, Chordata, Actinopteri, Centrarchiformes, Sinipercidae. The transcript is spliced from 8 exons. The record is from RefSeq and is a predicted model, not a curated record.
CCUGAUAAAUACUUGUGUUUUUGUAAUGUGUGAUGUGCAGGAGGUGCAGGAGGAGCUGCGCAGGAGGAGGGAGGAGAGGAGCAGCCUGCAGGAGCAGUGUAAACGCCUGGAGGCCCGACGGAGGCACGCUGACCGGAGUCUGUCAGCGAUGGAGGUGGAGCUUGCUAAACAGAGGGAGGAGCACAGCCACGCCCAGCUUCUCAAACAGGAAGUGGUCAGAGAUACAGCAGCCACUCAGGAGCAGCUUAACGAGAACUCUGAGCUGCUGUCUCUGCUCAGUGAACGGGUGGAGGAGACGAAGAAACACCUGCAGACUCUGCAACAGGAGCUGAGCGUGUCCAUCCAGCAGCAGCAGCAGCAGCAGCGAGCAGAACACCUGCAGGAGCUGGACAGACAGGCGGCCCGUGCUGGAUUGGACGAUGUUAACGCUGCAGUGUGUCAGUUGGAGGACAGGGGGCGCCGUCUGACCGAGCAGCAGCUGCAGCUCAACCAGCGCCAGGAGGAGCUGUGGGAGAGAGAGAAACGGCUGCUCCACAAGGAGGAGGGGCUAAAACAGCAAGAGGAGGGGCUAAAACAGCAAGAGGAGGAGCUAAAACAGCAAGAGCAAGAGGAGGGGCUAAAACAACAGGAGGAGGAGCUAAAACAGCAAGAGGAGGGGCUAAAACAACAGGAGGAGGAGCUAAAACAGCAAGAGGAGGGGCUAAAACAACAGGAGGAGAGAGCUAAAACAGCAGGAGGAGGAGCUAAAACAACAGGAGGAUUGGUUCGUUCCGACAGACGAGGGGCUACAAAACAAACGUGAGGAGCUUCGUGUGAAACAGGACGAACCACACAUGAGAGAAGAGGAGGGGGAGGAGGAGGAGGAGGAGGAGGCCUUCUACCUGUCUACAGCUGGUCUGAGAUCAGCCUUCAGUACUGAGGAGGAGAGGUGGAAGGUGGAGCUGCAGAGGGAAAAACUGAGACAACAAGAGGACCGACUGAAGGUAAACAAUAUUUUAUUAUUAACAUACACUCACCAGCCACUUUAUAAAGGUACACCUGUUCAACUGCUCUUUAAGAAACUUGCAUUAUCAGCCAAUCACGUGGCAGCAACUCAACGGGCCCCUUCGUACCAACUGAGCAUCGUUUAAACGCCGCAGCCUGCUGCCGCUGACCACGUCCAUCCCUUAGUGACCGCAGUGCACCCAGCUUCUGACGGCUACCUCCAGCAGGACAACACGCCGGGCCACAAAGCUCAGUUAAGGCAGCUGUGGAGGCAAACGGAGGUCCAACGCGGUACUAGCAAGGUGUACCUAAUAAAGUGGCCUGUGAGUGUAGAAAAACACAAAGAGCUGCAGCUAAUGAGAAGUCAGAAGAGUCUUGAGUGAAUGUUCAGACUGUUUACUGUAAAUUCUCAAAUAUACCUGACGUGCAGAAAGAUCCAGGCCGUUUCGCUAACCUCUGUUUUAUAUUUGCCGUUGAUUCAAACUCAACACGUCCUCCAUGUUUACCUGGUUGUGUCUUGAUAAAUUUAGUAUAAUGUUCAUUUCCACAACAUUAAUUCAUCAGUACAACAGCAGCCAUGUUGUACUCACCACUCUGCUGAGAACACUUUCUCUGGUUAACUACAAUAUUGAUUUCAUUCAAUAAUAAGUCCAAAAACUUCUACUUUCCUGUUUUUUCAAUCGCUGUCAAUGAAAAUCAACACUUUCGCACAGAUGUUGGACAUUAUCCCUCCUGCUUCUGGUGGUCUUUUAUUGUGAAACAUCCGCAGGAAGUGUUGAGUUUCAUUGACAGAAACAGUUGGAAGUUAUUAAACAGUAUUGUUGUCAAACAGAAGUGGUGACUGCUGCGCUGAUGGAAGUAGUGCUGUGGAUUUAGCAUACGGGCCGCUGUAGUUCAGGUGAUCCUCCAUGUUUAUUAGAAAUAUAAUUGAUGGCAUUCAGUCUGAGCAACAGCCCAAAAACACAAAGAGAUGAAAGGCAG